GUGUCCAGUUCAUUGUUUCACAAUUCACAAUUUAGGUGUUCAUGUAUGUUCGAAAUUAUUUUGUUAAAACGAAGUUAAAAAAUUUAAAUUAUCAAGUCUAACAUUUAUAUUCCAAUUGGAAAUGUCUGACGAAGAAUCACAAAAAGUUGCAGGUCAUCCUCCAGCAGUAAAAGCUGGUGGUAUGAGAAUUGUUCAACAUAAAAAUCCUCAUCCCGAAAGACCAGCAAAAGAUGCUGAGGAUUGUACAGGUUUGACUCAACCAGUCAAUAUUCAAAAUGCUAUGUCGGUUAGUGGUGCUCCUGCUAAGGGUAAUGUAGAUUAUUCACCAGCUGCGGCACAAGUGGCUCAUUCGCCAAAGCCACCAAAUCAAAUUCCGCAUAAGCCUAUUAAUAAUAUUCAACAACCCAGGAAGUAGAUCUUAGAUUCUGUUUACAUAAUACGCUAUAUUUUUUAAAUUGUUUUUUAAAAAAAGAGCAAGACCAUGGAUUCUUUCCUAAAACUGGAUAACAAGGUGUUUUUUGAUUCAUUCCUUUUUUUAUUUAGUUUAAGUAUAUGAACCGUUUUUAGAAUAUUUUGCUGUUUAUAUUAUAAUCAAAAUAUUUAAUAUACAAUCAAAACUUCAUUUUUUUUAAUCUAUUUUUAAAACUAACUAAAAACCAAGAAAUUAUUUUCUAAAAUUAAAUAAAAGUGGGAAAAUUUUUAAAUUUCAUAAUUA
Messenger RNA from Condylostylus longicornis, 715 nucleotides. RefSeq names its product death-associated protein 1. Gene Ontology annotation, biological process: cellular response to amino acid starvation; apoptotic signaling pathway; negative regulation of autophagy. The coding region runs from base 122 to 415 and encodes 97 amino acids. Gene Ontology annotation, molecular function: death domain binding. The transcript has 3 exons. Lineage: Eukaryota; Metazoa; Arthropoda; Insecta; Diptera; Dolichopodidae. The record is from RefSeq and is a predicted model, not a curated record.